GGGAAACACUGUCCAGAGGAUUGUGUUUGUCAUGAUGGUAACUUAUUUCUCGCAGCAGAAGAGUAAUGGACACAUGGAUAUAGUAAAUCAGGAUUUUUUUACAGUGUAUUUCUAUAUGGAAAUGCAGUUGGAAGUAAAGACGGGCAGCGGAAAAUGAAUGAAGAAAGAGGAAAAACAAGACUUUUACUAUAAAAACAAAUGCUGAAACAGAAAAGUGGAUAGAAAAAGCCAACAGACUUGAGACAUGUCUCCCACUGAGAGGAUGAAGCUGCUCCUCUUCCUGGCUCUGUUCUUCGGAGCAGUGGGAUUCCUGUUCAUGCUGCUGUCCUGCGGGACAGAGUACUGGCUGCUGGCCGCAGAGUCCUGCAGCCGGCCAGAGGACGGAGGAGGGGCCGUAAACAAUGUGAGGAUCUUUCACGAGGGUCUGUUCUGGCGGUGCUUCUUCAUGGUCACUUCCCAUGAUUUCUCUACAUGGGACCUUUGGAUCCUAAAUCAGCCGUCGUCGAGGGUCUGCGAGGCCGCUUUCCUCUUUCCGUUUCCUGCUCAUGGGCCAGUGAGAUCGUGGGAGGAGGAGCCACACAGUUUACCUCCAGAACCCUAUGAACAUCACUCUGCCAUUGUUUUUAGGACCUUCUGGAGCAUCUUUCUGGUCGCAGGUGUGGCGGCUGUUGCCGUUGGUGGAUUUUUCGCCAUCUGUGCUGGCCCACUGACCAAUCACAGGCUCUAUAAAGUGGGUGGAGUCCUUCAGCUUUGUGGUGGCCUGUGUCUGCUGGCGGUGGUGCUGAUGUAUCUGAUGUGGGUCCAGGUCUUGGACACUCUGGAGCAGUUUGCCCUCCAUCAGAGCCUCUCCAGCUGCCCCUCCUUCCAUCUCAGCAUCCAGCACGGUCCCUCAUUCCUCCUGGCUCCGGUAGCCGUCUUCUUCUGCCUGCUGGCCGGCCUGCUCUUCAUCCUGGUUGGCCGGAGUCUUCAGCCAGCGAGACAAAAGACACAAAAUUCCUGAACUUUAAACACCUGUUGUUUUUUUUCCUGUGCUUCCCUCUAAAAUAUAGAGUUUAUUCACUUAA
Seriola aureovittata is the source of this 1064-nucleotide messenger RNA. RefSeq names its product transmembrane protein 182-like. The transcript is spliced from 5 exons. NCBI's taxonomy places the organism in Eukaryota, Metazoa, Chordata, Actinopteri, Carangiformes, Carangidae. The record is from RefSeq and is a predicted model, not a curated record. Gene Ontology annotation, cellular component: membrane. Bases 245 to 1000 code for a protein of 251 amino acids.